AUGUUUAUUGCUCGGCAGGUUCGACUCGUUAACCUGAGGAAGAAGUCUCUCUAUUAUUCUACUGAAAUAUUUGACGAAAUGGAUAUGUGGAUGAAAACCGCUGAGGCGCGCGGAGCCAGGGGAACUGCGAGAGCCAACGCACCUGGAGGGGACGCUGCAGAAGCAGUCAAUCUUCCAGCUGCGCAUCGAAUGAAUUUUAAAGAUAAUAAAACUGCCAUGGAGGCGUUGCUUACCACAAUGCCAAGAUUCUCUGGUAAAAAGGACGAAGAUCCAUAUGUCCAGUGGAUUGAAAAAUUUGUCCGCGAGUCCAAUUCUCUGCGCCUUGGCAGGCAGCUCACCAUAGCUGUAUUCCCGAGGAUGCUGAGUGCAUCAGCCAGGCUCAAAUAUGACGGACUUUCCAACGAAGAAAAAACUGAUUUCGGAUUGGCAACUCAAGCCCUAGCUGAAAUAUUGAGAGUAAGCAGUGGAAGAGACAAAGCUUUGAAUGAACUAUCCAAGACAACAAAGAAGACCACAGAGUCAAUGGUGAGAUUUGCAAAAAGGAUUGAAAAUGUGACCAGAACAUCAUUUCCAGGAUUGGAAAACGAACAAAGAACCGAAAUCACCAUUAACCGAUUUAUUCAGAGUCUCCCUUCACGAAUCAAAGUUAAGAUGCUGGAAAAGGAUAUCCCUGAAGAUCUUGAGGAGGCUAUAUUCCUGGCCGAAAAGAUGGAAGAAAUAAUAAAAGAAGAAGAUGAAGAGACUAUAAACUUAAUUGAUAGAGAUGUUAUUCAACGCUACCAGGCAACAUGGACAGAUGUGGUAGAGAACUUGAUAAGAUCCUUUGAAGUGCCAGAAGAUCGUGAACUUGCUCAACAAGAGAUCACCAUCCUGAAGCCACAGAACGCCGAGUUUUCAAGGAUGCUCAAGACGCUAGGUGAAUACGCCUACGAAGGAAUGCGUGAAAAGAAAAAAUUUGUUGUUAAAAUGUUUUUUAAAAUAAAUUUGUAA
Messenger RNA from Caenorhabditis remanei, 990 nucleotides. RefSeq lists its product as uncharacterized. The transcript is spliced from 3 exons. NCBI's taxonomy places the organism in Eukaryota, Metazoa, Nematoda, Chromadorea, Rhabditida, Rhabditidae. The coding region runs from base 1 to 990 and encodes 329 amino acids. The record is from RefSeq and is a predicted model, not a curated record.